UUAUCGGACGCAUUUCGCAGAAGUUGAGCUCAGCGGGGCGUACGAACGUUCGUGGAAGGAACGAUACCGUCAACCUCUGAGGCACCAGGAGUAGCACUGGAAAGCCGUAGUUACAGCCAUUGCGCAGCGUCGAUCACUUCGUUCGCACAGCUUCUUGGACCGUUUGCGCAGCAAUGGCUGCAGCAUCGUCGCAACCCGAGGCUGCCGUCUCCACACAAAAGACCAAGGUAGCCUCCCGUGCUCCCAGUCUCAAGACCCGCGGACCUCUUCCGCACUUCUUUCAGGUCCUAAACCUCGAAAAUGACGAGACGGCCAGAACUCUUGUCGGGAUCUUUCAGGAGCAAAUCGCCCUUGCCGAGGAAAUAGUGAAAUCGAGGGAGGAGCUGACGGAAGCGGAAGAGGCUCUUGGAAAAGUCGAGCAGGCGCGGCGAGAACUACAGCAGGACAAAAAGAAAGAAGAAAAAAAGUUAGACGAGAGAGAACGCGCGGCACGAAAACGAGAGAAGAAGAACGCCGAACGCGCGGCUAGAAAGAAGGGAUUCCCAGUAACGGGAGGCCUUACGGUCACAAGUACAAACGUGCUGACGUUCGUGGAAGCCCAGGCAUCCCUAGCGUCCGUGUCAGGGCCAAAGGACAUUUGCCGAAUAGUGGAUGUCAUCAAAAACGAAGGAACACUGGUGUCGGAUACAGGACGAUACUUCCACACAGGUCCCAUCCGGAACGAAACCACUUUCCAACUACUGUGCGGCCUAGCAUUCAGGGAAGUUGCGGAAGCGCGCGAGAAAGUGACGGGGCUGGAAAAGCGCGGCAAGGAGUUGGACACUCUAGCGGAUCAGGGGCAUCAAUCGCUGAUGGAGGUCAUCCGGAAACGGUACAAGCACCUUUCCUUGAAGUACCACCCUGACAAGAUCGGAACGCCCACCGAGAACGAUUAUCAGAGAUUUCAGGAGCUGCAGACUGCCCAUCAAGUCCUGACAGACACAGAACUCAGGCGCCGCUAUAUCCAAAUGAUGGAUCACAAUGCCUUCCUCGCAACUUUACCUAAGCCUUCGAAGAACGCCGACCAGGAAGGACAUCGUCCAGUCACAAAGCGCGAUGGUGCAGGCGGCCAAGCAAGCCGAACAGUUAAUCCUAACGACCACAGACGACUCACCGGCGGCUUUCCGCAUCAAUGCACCAUGCCACGCGCUAUGGAUACCAUCCUCACGGAUUCGAAGCGAGGCCACUCACGUGUUCUACUGAGUUGGAGUUGCGCUUCGGCUGAGGAAUUGCAGAUCUCGCGAUAUGAGCUCCAUGUCAAACAACGAAGCAUGGGGCCGGAAGCAAGCGAGUGGGUCAGAAUAUAUCUGGGAUGGAGCACUGAGUGGUGGACUGAUGUAUUACCACCCGGGCACUACUCCUUCCGAGUCAGGGCUGAAAACAAUCUGGGCAUCGGCGAAUGGUCCACCUUUCUGGACCACUACAUCGAAGAUAUCCAGGCCGUCCGGCAAAUGAGGCGGGAAGAAAUGGAGAAAAGCAAAGAAGAGCGCCGCAGCAGAUUAGCAAAGCGCCUCCGUGGCCAAAUCUCCCUCGUCAUCAAUCAAACCGGAAACGUCCCCACUACCGAGAAACUGUCAAAGCUACGAAAGCUUCUGGACCAAGCCCGCCGAAGCCGUAUGGAGGACAUUGUCUCUGAAACCGAGGACAUAGUCGUUGAUCUCGAGGCCCGGGUGGCGCGGAAUGAGGAGCAGCAUCUGUGGAAGAGCAAACUCAAUGAACUCGUCAAAGCGCUGCUUAAGGAGGACGGAGACGGCCGGGUGCAUCUCGAGGACGAGGAGGAUGGCGAUGAUCGUGGAGACAACAAUGACGCAGGAGAUGAGGAUGAAGGCGGUGCUGAAGACGAUGAGGACCUUGUAUCCGACAAAGGAUCCCGUCGGUACAGCUUUGCGGCGGAUAUGAUGCACGAGGUGACGGGUCGCAGGCCGUCGACCACGACCGUCUGUUCAUUCGACGAUGUCCGUCGUGAGGGCUCGCUCUCGGAUCUCGAGGACUUGCUGUAUUCGCUUCCGAUCAUGUACCCGGCAGACACACCGUACAUCCUCCCACCGACGAUCAGAAACCAGAUCGUGCAGACCGUACAGGCCGUCAUCCGCAAUCGCCCCGCUUUACGUGUAGUCUCCAUCGUCCCCGACACGAAUCAGCCCUCCGACAUUUCACUGUCCAUCGCCAACCGCGAUUGCUACAACAGGAUUCUAGCGGUCUGCCGCGUCGCGCUGGAGCAGAAGGAGUACCUGGGCGGACAGGCCGGGUUCCGCGAGGUGGAUAUGGCGACGAGGCUGCUGGUGCGGGAAAUAGAGGACGCAAAUAAGGCGAUGGAGAGGAGGCGAUUGCAGAUUGAGGUGUUUUUGAGUGAACGUGAGGCGGCUGCGAAACUGAGGGCGGAGGCGGACCGGGCGUCGCGUGACCACAUCACCAGGAGUGGAAGUGGACGGUCCCUCGCGCAAUCUGGCGUGGGUUCACCCACCACCACAGAAGAAGAGUCUAACAUCAUCGAAGACGGGAGUGAUUCCGCGUAUGCGGAAACGGCGACACCCACACAGCAGAAAGAGCAAGUACCUGUGAAAGAGAUGGACGAACCACCACCGCCGUACACACCCCGCGAGACGGACGACGUGGGCACGCAGAUGGAGUCGGAGGAUGGGGACCAGGACAACUUUGAGUAUGUGGGGAGCACACCCCGGUUGAGGAGGAGGGGGACGAGGGGUGGGACGCGCAGGCGGAAGAAUUCGAAUGCGGGGCUGGUGGUGCCUGCUACGGGUGCCUCGGCGCUGUCCGAGACGUCGCAGCCGUCGCAGGUAGCGGUUAGCCCGUUGGCGGCGAGGAGGGCGGCACCAGCACCGGCGACGCGGUCUCGGACGAAGAGACCUGCCGUAUCCGCUGGUGUGGCGAGCGCGGCGGAAAUGACGGAGCACGCUGAGCACGGCGAUUCGACCGCAACCGACAACGGCAUUGCACUUUCCGACGAGGGCGGUGAGCAUACCCCUGGAGAUACCGGCAUACAUCUCCCGGUCCAAUUCGGAAACAUCGAGAUCGGCUCCGGCAAAGGUGCGAUUGAUACCCACGCACCAACCUCAUACCUCGGGGACACUAUACCCGACCCAUCACCCGAUACACACAAAUCAGCCGACCUCGAUUUGCAAGCCUUCCUAGCCCACCUGGGUCUUCAACAGCACUACCCGACCUUCGCCGCCCACGCCGUCACAUACGGCGAUCUGCAACUGCUCCGUGAAUCCGAUCUUGUGCGUCUCGGGAUCACGAAAGUCGGCCCUCGUAAACGCAUCAUGCACCUCAUCAAGGAACAGAAGCCUGUCGACCCUUGCCCGCGCGGGGACAUUCCCGUCACGGGCGUGAUCAGCUGGUUGCGCUCGUUAGAUCUUGCCGAGUACGCUGAAGCGUUCACGAAGGAGGAGGUGGCGUUUGAGGACCUGAAGACGUUGACGGAGGACGAUCUUGUGAAUACGUUUGGGGUGGAGAAGAUUGGGCACUUGACGAGGAUGCUGGGGGCUGUGCAGAGGUUGAGGGGUGCGGGUGAGAGGUCAAACCAGCAGGCGGCUGGGGAGGAUGAGUUUGCUGGGGAUGGGCAGAAUAAGCAGCAGCACCAACAGCAACAACAGCAUAUUGGAUCGGAACAGGCGGCCAACAUGCGCAGUGGGGUGGCGCAACCCAAUCAGGACCGAUUUGCGAAUUCGAGUCGGAUUGCUGAUAAUGGACAAACGGCUUCAUCAAGCGAUUUACUUGCGAAUAACAUCAAAGCGGUACCUGAGCAUGCUUACAGUUUCCCGGCCUACCCGAUACUCGACCACGCCGCUCAAUCGUAUUCUGCUGGCGCGGCUUCCGCCAACGGUCUUUCCGACACCUACGAAUCGCUUGGCGGUCAUGGUCCCGUUGCAUCUCUCAUUGACGCGUGGGGGGAGCCGCAUGUGCCUGGUCAGCCUAGCCCGAGCCGUUUCUGGUCUCAGAGCGAGACCGAGGGUGGGAAUAUGGAGCCCCAUGAAGUAGCGGUCGGGUCUCUACCUAUGGCGAACGGAUCGGCAACGUUCUACGACCGCGACCGGUUCUCAGGGUAUUAUGACGGCCUACCCAUCUCAGGGCUCGCUCCGCAUAGACAGCAGCAGCAACAACAGCAAUACGCCUUCCCUGCCGCGCUUCAACAACAGCAAGCAUUCCAACAGCGUCCUCAACAACAGCAACAACAACAACAACAGCAACAAGCGACAUACAGCAGUCUUUUGCAACGGUCCAAGACCCCGCUUUCGGCCACGGGUCCGGCUGCGAAUGCGCAGGAUGCUGCGGCGAGGCUCCAAGCGAGGGCUGGGAAUGGAGCGGAGCAGAUGGGGGUGCCGCCAGAGUUUUUGUGUGCGUUGACGAGGAGGUUGAUGGCGAUUCCUGUGCAUGGGCCUGAUGGCUACUACUACGACCACGCCUCCCUCCGCGCACGCCUCAUCGCCGACAACACCUGGCGGUCCCCCAUGACCAUGAUGUACCACCCGGUCGAAGCCUGGCACCGCUCGCUCAACAACCCAGACAUUGCCCUCAAAGGCUUCAUUGACGCAUGGGUGCUCAAGACCCGGCGCCGGGGCAGCGUCGGCGCCCUCAAUGCCGCGCGCGAUAUCUGGCGAGGCGGGAAUGAUAGUGCCCUUGACGGCGGAGGUGCAAAUGGGAUUGGGGGCGUUGCGGGUCUGUCGCUUGCGCAGAAUGGACCGCAUGGCAAGGAGGAGGUGGCGAUUCCGGUUCCGAGCCAGGGGUUGAAGGCGACGAUGGGGCUGAGUGGGUGGACGGCGGAUGUGCCUGGUGGGGCGAGUAUUUGGCGGUGAUGAGACAGGGAAAGAUGGAUUACUGUUGAGGUUGAGAGGGGUGGCGGUGUUGCGAUUAUGGAAGGUAGGAUGUUAUUCCUAUUGUGUAUAGACAUACCUGUCGAUAUUAUGAACAAGAUGAAUGCUCCGGCGAAACUCAGUAUCGGAAACAUCAGCGUUAUCAUCAUCAUGCCAGCAAGAAACGCAAUAAUGAUCGAUAAAGGUCACACUGCAAGCGA
Molecule: messenger RNA, 5071 nt
Organism: Fimicolochytrium jonesii
Lineage: Eukaryota; Fungi; Chytridiomycota; Chytridiomycetes; Spizellomycetales; Powellomycetaceae
Exons: 7
Coding region: 174-4853 (1559 amino acids)
Biological process (GO): protein ubiquitination
Molecular function (GO): protein binding; ubiquitin-protein transferase activity
Source: RefSeq, a predicted model, not a curated record